CUUCGUCGUUUCACAUCCCGAGGAUUUUGUUCAGGCGAACGGACGAGGAUAUUUCAAUGGAAGUGAUGCCACGGAGGUUGCACUAGUGAUCUCCAUAUGAUGCGCUAAUGAUCGUUGUGUGGUUGUAGCCCAUGUGCUUGCCAGGAAUUGACUUGGGUCUGUUGGCCAGAACAACGGUAUUCUUGGUGAAGCAUUCUUCGGCAGCUGAUGUUGACGACAUAAUGAUGUUAUACCAGACCAGAAAACACGCAAGGCUAAGUUCCGAGAUCACCGCACUUCGGUUGCGGAACUCAGAGCUUGCCGCACCUCGGCAUUUCGCCGAGACAAGCGACCCUGUGACCGCUCAACUCAAUGCCAUGCAACAACAAUUCGGGGUCUUCCAGCUAGUACUUGCUCAGCUGUUAGCCAGAGAUAACCCCGUUGACCCACUCAUUCACUUGUUGAACCCAGCCCCCCCCGUGGCUCCCCAACCAGUUCAACAGCCUGCUAACUCCCCGGUCCGCAGUGUCGCCCCGACCGCUUCUCAAGCACAGUCUCACAUACCACCCCAUCCACAAAACCCACCUCAAUCAGGUGCCUCAGAUGUCUCAAAGAGGCUAAAUAACCUAGAAAAGCUGUUAACCGAGAACAGAAAUCCACAACCGCAGGUUCCACAUAUAUCAACCUCCAUCCCCACUCCCCUCAAUACCAAAAUCACCCAAGAGCCAUAUCCACCCGGCUUCAGGAUGCCGCAGUUUGAAACAUAUGACGGCACUAAAGAUCCUGAUGACCAUCUACAUGCAUUUUUCUCCAUCAUGCAGGCCCAAAACGCCUCAGACGCACUUAUGUGCAAAAUGUUCCCUUCCACAUUGCGCGGCAAUGCCCGGACCUGGUACUACACCCUACGUCCGAACUCGAUUAAUGCGUAUGCCGAGCUAGCCACCUCCUUUGCCACCAAAUUCUCAAGCAGAAGGUUGAUCAAAAAGACGACACCCGAGCUCAUGCGCAUAACACAAAGAGAAGGCGAAUCUUUGAAGAACUACAUGAACAGGUUCAAUGACGCCAUGCUGGAGGUCAAUGCCUUCGAUGAAGCAGUGGGAGUAACUGCUGUGAUACAAGGCCUCAACCAUGAUCGGUUUCGAGAUAACUUGAUCAAGAACACCCCAACCACUUUUGACGAAGUCAACCAGAGAUCCCUCAAAUUCAUUAAGGCCGAGGAGUACGUCCUCUCUAAACCCCAGCCCCCCAAAGAAGCUAGAACCCCCACCUGGAGAGAUGAAAGCCAGAGCAGGAAGAAGUUCAAACCCACACAGAACCGAGGCCCAAUUCCGGUUCCUAAGCUAGAUAGGCCCAGCUCCAGCACCCCGCAAAUGCGGCCUGCGCCGCCCUCAUGGACCUCCUUCACAAUUCCGAGGUCGCAAAUUCUCAUGCAAAUUAAGAAUAAGAUGGAGAUGAGGAGACCAAACCCCAUACAAAGCCCAGCGGCAAGCAGAGACCACACCAGAUACUGUGACUUUCAUCAAGACCAUGGACAUACCACGGAAGAGUGCAAAAAACAGGGACAAGCCCAGGGGUCCCGAGCACCAAAUAGCAGAGAUGGGGUAGGGUACCAACAAGCACCGCCACCUCUGCCACCCCCAUCUAGAGUCAUUCACAUGAUAACUGGUGGGCCCGAAGCAGGAGGCACAAGCUCCAAGCAGCAAAAGCUGUACGUGAGGGAGGUUAAACACCACAACACAGCUCAGAAAAGAAAGAUUGACGAGGAGGAUUGGAAAAAUCAGUCUGUGACAUUCACUUCGGCUGACUUCGAGGGGGUUGUCAUGCCCCAUAACGACCCAUUAGUCACCUCGGUCAUCAUCAACAACUGCGAGGUUCAGCGAGCGCUCAUCGAUACCGGCAGUGCUCCAGAUAUAAUGUAUUACCAUUGCUUUGAGAGCCUCGGACUCGACCCGGCUCUCCUACAAAAGUAUGACGGGCCCAUUUACGGGUUCAACAAUCAGCCGGUACCUGUGGAAGGAAUGCUACGACUCAAUGUGGCGUUCGGCUCCGGACGGACGUACGUCACACCCUCAGUCAGAUUCCUGGUAGUGAGGAUGCCUUCAUCUUUCAACCUCGUCAUCGGGAGGCCGACUUUGACUGAGAUUCGGGCUAUAGUGUCCCCGCCCCACCUCUGCAUGAAAUUCCCUACCCCGAUGGGGAUAGCAACCUUACGAGGCAACCAAGAGGCGGCUAGGCACUGCUACAUGACCUCCGUCGCGAGGUCACGAAGAAAUAAGGAAGUAGCCCCAUCACCAGAGGCACCCCAACCAGAGGCCCCAAAUACCCAACAGGUAAUGGGUGUAGAGCUGCCAGAUAACAGACCAGAGGAUGACCCGAGAGCCACCCCGGUCGAGGAGGUCGAAGAGGUGCAACUUGAUGAUAAUGACCCAUCCAAGAAGACUCAGAUCGGCACGAAGCUAACUCCCACAGAAAAAGAAGAACUUGUGGGCUUCCUAAAAGCAAACAAGGAUGUGUUUGCAUGGACCUCGGCUGACAUGCCUAGAAUCCCAACUUCGGUGGCAGUACACAAACUCAGCACUAAUCCUUUGAGGAAGCCAGUAGCACAAAAGAGACGGCUUUUCGGGGGGGAAAGACUCACGGCCAUUAAGGAAGAGGUGCAGAACCUCUUGCAAGCAGGGUUUAUCAGGAGAGUAGAUUACUGCGAAUGGAUUGCCAACCCUGUCAUGGUAAAAAAGUCAAACGGGAAGUGGCGCAUGUGCAUUGAUUAUACCAACCUCAACGACGCCUGCCCUAAAGACUGUCAUCCCAUGCCGAGCAUAGACAAGCUGGUAGAGGCCGCCUCAGGGAAUGAGAGGUUAAGCCUCUUGGAUGCUUACUCGGGGCUCAUCAAAUGGGCAGUAGAGCUGGGAGAGUUUCAGAUAGCAUUCCAGCAGAGGUCGACAAUCCGAGCCCAAGCCUUGGCAGAUUUCGUGGUCGAAUGCACUUCUAAUCAGGUGGAGCCGAAUUCUGAAGCAGAAACGUGGACCCUGUAUGUCGAUGGAUCAUCUAAUAACAAGGGUUCAGGAGCUGGAGCAGUGUUAACUGGACCUGACGGCUUCCGGAGUGAACACGCUUUGAAGUUCAACUUCCAGGCCACAAACAACGUGGCCGAGUAUGAAGCCCUCCUCCUGGGACUACGUCUGGCGGCCGAGAUCAAAGUCAAACGCCUGCAGAUUUACAGUGACUCACAGCUGGUAGUUAACCAAAUCAAUUCUAUGUGCGAAGUCAUCGAUCCCAUCCUGGCAAGAUAUGUGGUUGCAGUCUCCGAGCUGAAAAACCGUUUCGAAAAAUUCCAGCUUACCAAAAUUCCGAGAGCAGAAAAUGAGCAUGCGGAUUCCUUGUCGAAAUUGGCAUCUGAGAACUCUAGGGAAGCAAAGUCUGUGUACAUCGAGAUACUGAAUGAACCAAGCUUUCAAACGUCGGGGGUAAUGGAGAUUAGCACUGACCUAGGUGCUCCGAGUUGGACAGACCCCAUCCGGGAGUACCUCCUCAAUGGCACCGUCCCGGGGGACAAACAGGAAGAGAUGAAGUUACGAAGAAAAGCCUCUCGGUAUACCCUGGUUGGCGACAUCCUGUACAAGAGGUCCUACUCGUUACCACUCCUCAGAUGCCUGACACCAUAUGAAGCAGAGUAUGCACUAAGAGAAGUACACGAGGGGGUAUGCGGUAAUCACGUGGGAGCCCGGACUCUGGCACAUAAGCCAGCCGAAGAACUCACCAGCCUGACUGCACCAUGGCCCUUUGCUCAAUGGGGAAUAGACCUUCUGGGCCCCUUCGUCAAAGCAGUAGGAGGAGCAACGCAUUUGGUGGUCGCUGUUGAUUACUUUACCAAAUGGGUAGAAGCCAGACCUCUCUCUUGUCUGACUUCGAGAAGAAUUGAGGAUUUCCUCUUCAGCUCGGUCAUCUGCAGAUAUGGGAUACCAAACCAGAUCAUCGCUGAUAACGGCCCCCAGUUCAAUUGUAACUCCUUCAGAGACUUCUGCUCCAACUACGGGAUUAAGUUGGUGUUCACCUCCGUCUACCAUCCCGAGGCCAAUGGAAUGGUUGAAUCAGUCAACAAAGCUAUCUUGGAAGGAAUCAAGUCGAGGUUAGAUCAGCUGAAAACAAAGUGGGUAGAUGAACUUAACAACGUCCUGUGGGCUUACCGGACAACAAGCCGAACUGCCACAGGCGAAACACCCUACCACUUAGCCUUCGGCACUGAGGCAGUCAUUCCUGUCGAAAUUGGUGUCCCGAGCCUAAGAAUCAGCCACUUUGAGCCAGCUCAAAAUGAGCGUCUGCUAAGGGAAAACCUUGAUUUCCUGGACGAAGUCCGAGAGCAAUCCCGACUUCGGACUUUAGCAUACAAACAAAGGAUAGCCAACCUUUACAAUAAGCGGGUCCGACCUCGAAACUUCAGAGUCGGUGACCUCGUCCUCAGAAAAGCUGGGCUCACAGGGUUCGAGACCCGGUAUGGCAAGCUAGCACCAAACUGGGAAGGCCCUUACAUUGUAACCGAGGUCCCGCACCCCGGUGCAUACAUCCUCCAGGAUGCCGAAGGCAAAAGGGUGCCUAGAGUUUGGAACGUCAACAACCUUAAAAAAUUCCACCCUUGAAAGUCCCUUUCUUUGUUCUGAGUUAGGAGUCUUUGUAAAUAACAUUCCAAUACAAUU
This is a messenger RNA of Rubroshorea leprosula, 4670 nucleotides long. The record is from the annotation of a GenBank genome assembly. Lineage: Eukaryota; Viridiplantae; Streptophyta; Magnoliopsida; Malvales; Dipterocarpaceae.